UCAAAGUCAGAAACCCAACAUCCAACAUAACCUUAUUUUACUCUGAGAUUGUUUUCACGCUUCUUUUGAGAUGAUUUAAAAAAUAAAAUGUUUUAAAUAUUUACUUUUCUAAACAAUUAGUGUUUUUAUUUCUUUCAAGUGUUAACUAUCGAAAAUGGAUCCCUCUUUAUUAACAGAAGAGGAGCUCUUUGCUGAUAUAGAUAGUGAAGAAGAGCGAAUUAAAAACCUGACGAUUCAGGAUAUUGCCGAAAACGAUUCAUUUUCUGAAGAAAGUUACGAUUAUAGCGACGACGAAUAUUUUGGCGAAGAUUGGCGUGUAAACGCCAACAAUAGUUAUAGUGGACGAAACAAUUCAAAUCAACAACAGUCCUCUAACAAAAUCAGUACGUUUCAACCAUCAGACAACUUGUUCAAAAAGUACUCCAAUAAAAUUAACGUAGAAAAGUUCGAAGUGUCGACCUUAUCUAAUAAUGCCGUUAGUCACUUAUUAAUGAACGAAAAGAAAAUGGACAGUGAUAGGAAAAGAACUAAAGAUAAACACGAUAGAGCAACUGUAGAACAGGUUAUGGAUCCACGUACAAGAAUGAUUUUGUUUAAGAUCCUUAACAGGGGAAUUGUUGCGGAAGUGAACGGUUGCAUUUCAACAGGAAAGGAAGCUAAUGUGUAUUUUGCCCCUUCCAAAAAUGGGACAGAUUACGCAAUUAAAAUUUAUAAAACAUCCAUACUUGUCUUUAAAGAUAGAGAUAAAUAUGUCACGGGAGAAUUUAGAUUUCGACAUGGCUAUUGUAGAAGCAAUCCUAGAAAAAUGGUACGAACGUGGGCAGAAAAAGAAAUGAGAAAUUUGGUUAGAAUGUACACUUCUGGAAUAAAUGUACCUGAACCAGUUUUAUUACGAUCCCACGUAUUAGUUAUGUCUUUUAUUGGAAAAGAUCGAUGGCCAGCUCCUAAAUUAAAAGAUGUCGAACUAACCCAAUCAAAAGCCAGAGAGCUAUACAGAGAUACAGUAAUAAUAAUGUGGAAGAUUUAUAAUAAAUGCAAACUUGUCCAUGCAGACUUGUCUGAGUUUAACAUGUUAUAUCAUAACGGUGAAAUUUACAUAAUUGACGUUUCACAAAGUGUGGAGCAUGAUCAUCCUCAUGCUCUGGAAUUUCUAAGAAAAGAUUGUACUAACAUUACGGAUUUCUUUAAGAAAAAAGGUGUAGCUGUCAUGGGUAUUAAGGAUUUGUUUGAUUUUAUAACAGACCCAUCAAUAAGCGAUGAUAAUUUAGAAGACUGUUUGACUAAACUCUCCGAAAAUGCUGCAAUGAAAACUGAGUUAUCAUCAAAUGAACAGGUUGAUGAGGAAGUAUUUAAGCAAGCUUAUAUACCACAAAGGCUGACAGAAGUAAUAGAUUUUGAAAGAGACAUUAAUCAAGCUAAACAAGGUUUAGUUAAUGAUUUAAUUUAUAAAACACUAGUAGGAUUAAAAUCCGAUUUAAGUGGUACAGUUCAACAACCGGAAAUCCUUAAAAUUGAAAGUGAUACUGUUGAGCAGAAUAAUUCGUCAGAUACAUGUAUAAGUGAUGAUGAUAGUUCUAAUGAAGAUGAUUUACAAGAGAAAGGAAGAUUUGUGGAUUCCUCAAGACCUAAACACGAAACAUUAGAGGAGAAGAAAGCUAGGAAGAAGGCAGUCAAAAUGGCACAGGCAGAUAAAAGAAAAACCAAAGUUAAAAAAUAUGUUAAAAAAAGGAAAGAGAAGGCUACUAAGAAAUAAUUUGUUUUAUUAUUGAUAUCAUAUGUGAUAUGUGAAUAAUAAAUCAUUUUUAUUUA
Molecule: messenger RNA, 1809 nt
Organism: Sitophilus oryzae (rice weevil)
Lineage: Eukaryota; Metazoa; Arthropoda; Insecta; Coleoptera; Curculionidae
Gene: RIOK1
Product: serine/threonine-protein kinase RIO1
Exons: 2
Coding region: 155-1753 (532 amino acids)
Biological process (GO): maturation of SSU-rRNA
Cellular component (GO): preribosome, small subunit precursor; cytosol
Molecular function (GO): ATP binding; protein serine/threonine kinase activity
Source: RefSeq, a predicted model, not a curated record